GCGACUGAGAAAUAGAUGGAAGACGAAAGUAAGAAAUUAUUCAAUGCAGCGUACACAUUGCGCCCCGUCACCCUCCGCGCCGCUCGGAGGUGAAGUCGGUCGGUUUGUCGUCGUGUCACCGGUGUCCGCCUCCCGAGCAGCGGGUAAUGGCUGCCACCGGCGGUAGUUCAGCCUGAGGAAUCGGUUCAGUCUGGAACAGAAUGGUCUGCAGCUCCUGCGAGCAGCAUCCAGCGAGCCAGCGUGAUACCGACGCCGAGGAAAUGCAACGAGAUCCGCGAGGGACCAAGUGUGAAUAACCCUCGAUCUGCUGUGAAAGUCAUGGCAGCAGCAAUGUCAUGUCUGACAGGUGUUGAUGACGAUGACAAAGAUGCCGAACCUGAGAUCAAUGCCCUCUCACUACUGCAAGAGCCUGUAAGAAUGGCCCAAGAGUCAGCCUCUUCCUCUGAUUCUUUUGGCAAGCUUUCUCUAAAACAGAACAGUGUCCUAGAUGUUCUGUCAAACACAGACAUGUUGUCUCCAGUUGGCCUGGGAAACGGACCUUCUUCGCACCAGGCUACAGAAGCAAAUGAACUCAAUAGCAUUUCCACAGAGAAAGAGGAAGAAAAGAGCAUCACCCCAUUAAAAACUGUCCAGGAAAUUGACUCUGCAGGAAUUUGGGGUUUUGACUCCGACUCACCUGAGAACUCGUUGGAUAGUUUUAGCGGUGCCAGUGAUCUUCAUUGGGAUCCUCACAAAGAGUUUAUGAAGUUUCUGUGGGAAAACAAUGGGAAUUCUUCGGAUGAGGAGUCGAAAGCUGAAGUCCUUCCGACUAACAGCCAAAAGAGAAGGAAGCGGAAAAUGGACAUGGUUGUCAUGGUGGAUCCCACAGAAGACAUUUACCCUGAUCUGAGCCAAACUUCAUCUGAGGGAAGGAAGUUCUCCAAAUCACAGUCGAAUGUUACGCAAAAGCCUUUUAUAUGCCGUGAAUGUGGACUGUCAUUCAGAAAAAGUGGUUCACUUAUUGAGCACAUGGCCAUCCACCAGGGUAAGAGAGCAAGACUCACUGAAGAGAUCAGAGGCACGAGUUAUAAGAAGAAGGAGGAUACAAAUGUUGAAAUGAAAAAGCUUUUCUGCCCUCAGUGCCCAUUUGUAGCAUACUACCCAAACAUGUUUGUUCAACAUGCGAAAACACAUGAGAAAGAAAAGAGAAAGUUUCGAUGUGACAAAUGUAGCUUCAGGACUUACAGUGAGAAUGAUCUUAGGAGACAUCAUGUUAUGCAGCACACUGUUAUAACGGUUAAAAAUCAGAUCCAGAAUCAUGACCCUGAAUCAUUUUCCUGUAACAUUUGUUCUUACAGAGCUUUUAGCAAAAAUAUUUUUAAGAACCACCUUCUGCGGCGCCAUCAACAAACCUUUGAGGACUACAAAUCCUCACAGCCUAAUCAGACAAGUGCAGGGGGAUACAAGGCUCCACGGCCUUGUGAGACAUAUUCACUGAUCCCGAAUACUGACUCAGCAACAUACUCCUGUAACAUUUGUUCUUACAGAGCGUUUAGCAAAAAUGUAAUGAAGAAUCACCUUCUGCGACGUCAUCAACAAACUUUUCAGGAUUAUGAAGUUGUGAGUCAAGUAAACAAGGGGGAACAAUCGAAGGAACCGUCUGUGCCCACUCGUAAAAGUCCUGUAGAAGAUGCAGAAUUCAUGUCUCAAAUCUCAAUAAAAAAUCGGAUCUCUUCUAGAAGAGCCUGUUCACCAAGUGAAUCCAACGACAUUUCAGACCUUUUCAAAAACAGCAAGAUUAAGAGAGGUCUCAAGUCUCAACCGAUGGAAUCAAAGCUUGACAAAUCCAUCAACGUUCUCCUGUCCAGACAACAAAGUGGAAGGAAGUCUGCUGAGCAAAAUGAGGAAACCAAUAAUUGCAGCAAGGAUGACUCUGAUCAGUUACCAGAAACAUUCAGUGUCAGGGUUGAAGAUUCGUCUUUAUCCCCAAAUGGACAUGGUUUGCCAUCAGGUGCAGCUGAAAAGGACUUCCAAAGCAUGUGUGAACCCAAAUUGAAUGUGCAUCAUUUAACUGUGAGAAGGUCACCAUCAAAGCGGAAGAUGUCCACCCCAUAUCGCAACACCUCAGAUCAAGACUCGUGCUUCAUCUUACCAAAACCAUUGCAGAGUCCCAAUAAUAUAAACCAAGAAGAGGAAGAAGAAGAAGAAGAAUAUGACGACUUCGACAUUCUCCAGUUUGAUGACAACGACAUGAACUCUUUUGACAAUGUUGACAAGGAAGAAAAACAAAACAUAAUUUACACCUAUAGUAGAAGAAUGUCCAUGAGGGGUGCUCUGCAGGCAUCUAAAAGGUUGUUUGAGAAAAUAAAGACUGAGGAGCCAGAACCAACGGAGCCUGAAAUCAAAGAAGAAUGCAUAGAAACAGAAGUAUGUGAAGAAACCUUUGAAUCCCACCAAAUACCACUGAGUGAAUCCUUCUCAGAAGAUUUAUCAGAGUCCGAAUCGGACCAAAAGAACUGUCCAUACUGUCCAGCUGUCUUUGAGUCAGGUGUUGGAUUAUCCAAUCAUGUCAGAGGACAUCUGCAUAGGGUUGGAUUGACCUACAAUGCACGCCAUGUAGUGCCUCCUGAGCAGGUGGCUUCUCAAGAUAGGAGGCCACGAAUUCGAAGGAAGAUCACAGCAUUCCGGAGAUUGAAAAAGGCAUUACAGAUGGAGUCGGAUUCUGGGACUGAGAGGAGUAUUCACUCCUGUCCAUUAUGUGGAGAUUCCUUUGAUAACAGGACUGGGCAGUCCAACCACAUAAGAGGCCACCUUAAAAAGCUUGGUCGAAGCUUCUCAUCAAAGACCAAAUCCCCGUUAGUUUUAAUCCGGGAGUUGAUGCGUGACAAGAAGGAAUUCCAGCGGGCAAUUCAAAUUUUGGGAAAGAGACGGAUCCACUACCAAUAUGAAGCUUCACCAAAGCUGCCCAGUGAUGAUUGUUUCACGCCAUCCCCCAUUGGAUUCCCAAAAAGUCAUUCUAUUCCAAGAGUUUGCAAUGAUGCCAAACCACUGAUGUCCACGUUUUCUUUAGCGGAAAUGGAGUCUGAAGAAAGUCCUCUAGAGUCCAAGUGGGAUGUUAAAAAUUCACUCCAAGGCACAACUGCCUUGAUAGGAAUCCUGAAGAAGAGAAAGUGUCAGGAAGAUGGCAGACUGAGGGGAUCCAAUCAGAUGUCAAAAAACAACACGCUUUGUUCAAACAGUGAGGACGCUUCAGAUUCACUGCCAAACUCGAUAUGCGAGAAAGGUGAAUUCAACAGGAAGGUGUGUGAGCAUUGCAAUGCAACUUUCCACAGUGGAGUCAGCUUGUCCAAUCACCUGCGGGCUUAUGCAAAACGAAAAAGGAAUGCCUUACUUGAGGGAAGCGCAUUUGACUGUAAAGUGAGGAGGCAGCGCUCGAGGCCUGGCUCCAAGAAGAAGCUACUGCCCUUACACACACAAACUCCAGAGGAAAUGUACAGACUCACCUGCAGGUUCUGCGACCUCGUCUUCCAGGGUCCCUUGUCGGUCCAGGAGGACUGGAUUAAACAUUUACAGAGACACAUUAUGAACACUAGUGUCCCCCACACUGGGCUGAGCAUGGUCGAGAUACCGUCGCUGCCCAAGGACCCCCAAGCCCUCAAGAUGGACCACGACCGCUCUUUGACAGCCACACAUGCUGCCUCAUGAAGACACUGGGGAUCCUUUUAGAUUUCACUAGACUGUAUGUGUAUGUGCAUUGGAUGUUCCGUCACUUUUUUUUAAGUCAAUGAAAUACUGGCCAAAAGUACAAUACUGCUCAAUGCUGGAGGUGUUGUACAUGUCUGGACAUUUGGACCGAUGAAAAUUAAUUAUUUUGGAUAUUGUUACCUUUUUCUGUUUUUACUUAGUCCAUUGUUGGAAAACAAUUCCAAAUGGAUGGACUGUUUUUUCUUGUUUAUGCAGUAAUGUUGUGUGGAAUCCAUUUCUAUUGAAAACAACUUUUACCUCAGAUUUCUCAUGGUUUGAGUCUGUUUUUGUCAAAGUUUGAGAGCACACCUCUCCUAUAUCAAUAUUCACAUUCGUAAGAUGCAUAUAAUCAUGUUUCUUUUGUACAACAAAAUUAUGAAAUCCAAGCCCUCACUGUUUUCAGCCCAUAGUUACUGAGAGGAAAAUUCUCUCUAAAGACAGUUCCAGGAAUCACAAUUGAUCUGCUUCUCAAGAACAAAAAAGAAAAAUGUCUGCAAACUUGUUAUGCAUAGAAAGUGUUUCAUAGAAUUUCAGUAACUGCAUUGUUUCUAAUACAAAGAUGAAAUUAAAAGUAAAGGUGAUGAAGAAAAAGAUCUAUCAUGCACAGCCUGUGCUGGCAAUGCCCUUCAUACAUGUCACCUAUAUUUAAUGUUUAAAUAUACUGUUUUGAAAUAAUUUAAUUUUAAAUGUACUAUAUCACACAGAUACAAAGCUUAAAAACAUUUGUGUUCUAAAUAAAAAAUGCAAAGAAACAA
Molecule: messenger RNA, 4478 nt
Organism: Limanda limanda (common dab)
Lineage: Eukaryota; Metazoa; Chordata; Actinopteri; Pleuronectiformes; Pleuronectidae
Gene: znf644a
Product: zinc finger protein 644a
Exons: 6
Coding region: 319-3684 (1121 amino acids)
Biological process (GO): regulation of transcription by RNA polymerase II
Cellular component (GO): nucleus
Molecular function (GO): DNA-binding transcription factor activity, RNA polymerase II-specific; RNA polymerase II cis-regulatory region sequence-specific DNA binding
Source: RefSeq, a predicted model, not a curated record